This is a messenger RNA of Nylanderia fulva, 3219 nucleotides long. Lineage: Eukaryota; Metazoa; Arthropoda; Insecta; Hymenoptera; Formicidae. The record is from RefSeq and is a predicted model, not a curated record.
AACCCUCGUGGAUCGCGUAGCUUCGCGCUUCCGCAACCGAGUCCGCGAACUGUCACUCACCCUCUCCUCCCCCUUUCCUCCCCUCCCCCCGGUCUUUCCUGGUGGCGGGAAAGAGAAGAAAAAAAAAAAAAAAAAAAAAAAAAAUUUCGCGCGCGAAAUAUUAAUACUCCCUUCGCGGGUGUAUGUGUUUCCGCCGCGAUGGGGAAGAGUAGUUUGCCGAGCGAUUGCACUUUCAGAUGCUGCAGCCUCGCGUGCCGUGAGUUCUUGUUGUGAGUGCAGUUUUGACUAAGCGAUGACGAGGUCAACCACCACCGAGGGAGUCGUCCUGGCGGAUACCUACGAUUCGCUGGUCCUCUGGGACUUCGUCUUCGCGAACUCGAGCAACAUCAGCGAGUUCGAGCCGGAAACGACGACGAACACGACUGAUCCCGCCGCGGGCCGGGAAAGUAACGAGGAUGGACUCAACAAUUGGUGGGCGAUGCUGGCCCUGGUUCUGGUGCUUGGCACGGCGGCGGGAAACAUUCUGGUGUGCCUGGCGAUCGCCUGGGAGCGACGCCUGCAGAACGUAACUAAUUACUUCCUGAUGAGUCUGGCCAUCACGGAUCUCAUGGUCGCGGUUCUGGUGAUGCCGCUGGGCAUCCUCACCCUCGUUCGAGGAUACUUUCCGCUGCCGUCGGUCUAUUGCCUCGCCUGGAUCUGCCUCGACGUCCUGUUCUGCACCGCGAGUAUAAUGCACUUGUGCACCAUAAGCGUGGACCGUUACCUAAGUCUUCGUUACCCGAUGAAGUUUGGCCGCAACAAGACCAAGAAGCGAGUUACUCUGAAGAUCAGUUUCGUGUGGAUCCUCAGCAUCGCGAUUAGUCUGCCCUUGAGCCUUAUGUACUCCAAGGAGGACGAUUCGGUGUUGGUGGAUGGUGCCUGUCAGAUUCCCGAUCCCCUUUACAAAUUAAUCGGCAGCAUAAUCUGCUUCUACAUCCCACUGGGCGUGAUGCUGUUGACGUACGCAUUGACGGUGAGAUUGCUAGCGGAGCAACAGCAGAACAUCGGUGGGAAAGGAGCAGGUUGGUCAUCAGGAUGGUUGGGUGCGCCUCAGGGUGCGCCUCAGGGUGCACCUUCCGCGACAGGACUCGAUCGACGGAACACUUGGAAGAGGUACCUCCUGAACAAAAGCUCGGGCGGAAGCGGCGGCACGCCGCAGCACACUUCCGGCACGUCGACCGACACCGAACUGACCACUCUCGACACCCACGAGCUCUGGCUGCCGGAAAGCGAGCCGCCACCCUCGGCCAUGUCCGCCUUGCACGCCUUCGGCGCGGAGAUGCUGAAGCUGUCGAGAGGUCUCGAGGGUAUGGCCGGCAGCCCCGGUAAUCAAACCCCGUCAAAAUCGACUCUCCAGCAUCAGCAACAGGUGCAGCUGCAGCACCAACCGCAGCUGCAGCAACAGGUGCAGCUGCAGCAACAGCACCAGCUGCAGCUGCAGCAACACGGUCCCUCGCCGCGCAGAUGCAGCUUCCGCAACGGGAGCGCGGAAAGUACCGAGAGCAGCAUGUCCUGUUCCAGGACAAGCCUGUCGCAGGAGGAGUCCUUCGCGAGUCCUUGGAAGCAGCGGAGACGAGCCUCGACCUACAACGAGGCCCACCUGCAGAGAACAAGCCAGACUCUGGGCUCGCCGAAGGCCCCUAGAAAGAGGUCCUUCAGCUUCCACGAGCAGUCGUCCUGCCGCAGGAACGAGGACGACUCGGCGACGCGCAAAAAGUGCCAGAACAAAAUGCCGGACGGACCCAUAACUCUUCCGCCGCCGUGCACGUGUCCCUACUUCGGGGAAUCCUCGAAGAAGCCACCACCUUCGAGCGAGAUCGUCAUCGUCUCCAGCGACACGAUGAAGCCAAUCGGAAAUAAAAGCCUGGAGGUGGGAGGUCUGAUGAGCGACGCCGCGAUCAGGCCCAACAAGAGCCCGGAAUUGGGUCUGCUAGGGAGGAACAAUAGUGCCAGAACUGCUACGGAGGGCGUGAAGAAUUACGAGCAACUGACCCUCGCGAAUUCCGUGGUCACGUGGCGAGGUGGAAGGCGAGGCUCCAGCCUGGGCAGCACCAAGACUCUACUAACCACCCCCAUGAGGGCGACGCCUCUGCGACGCGCGGCGACAAUGCGGGCGCACAACGGGGCGACGACGAGCCUAUCCCUGAAGCAGAACAAUCCGUCAUCGCCGAAUCUAUUGAGGUACACGGGUGGCCAGGUUCGUAGCCACCACUCACGCAACAGCAGCGUGGUGUCGCGCAACAGUUCCCGCCACGGAAGGAUCAUCCGGCUCGAGCAGAAGGCGACCAAGGUGCUGGGUGUGGUAUUCUUCACGUUCGUGAUCUUGUGGGCACCGUUCUUCGUCCUGAACUUGGUGCCCGCGGUGUGUCCCGACUGCGAGCGCCGGAUCGACCGUAAGAUCUUCGACCUGGUCACCUGGCUCGGCUACGCCAGCUCCAUGGUCAAUCCGAUCUUCUACACCAUCUUCAACAAGGUCUUCCGCCAGGCCUUCAAGAAGGUCCUGCUGUGCAGGUAUCGCAAUCAGGCGUGGCGACCGGCCAGGUAGGCCCUGGGCCCGGGAAACCGGGGAUUUCCGUCAGCAGGGUAUAAAAGGAAUCGAUGAAAUCGAUGCGAAUCGUUCGAAAGCGAGACGAAGAUAAACUCCGAAAGGGUGUUGAUUCUACUCGCGCGAUUGGUUCGUUCUGGAACGAGUGAUUUCAAACGAGUCCGAAUUAGUUCAAACGAGUACGAACAAGUUGGAACAAGUCUGAAUGAGUUCAAACGAGUCCGAAUGAGUUCGAAUGAAUCCGAAUGAGUUCGAAUGAAUCCGAGCUAGUUUGAAUAAGUUCGAACGAGUUCGAACGAGUCCGAAUAGCUUCGAACCAGAUCGUCGGACACAUGUCGCCGAUAUCGUUGAGAAAUUCACAGGUCUCUAUCGCGAAUCUUCCUAUUAGCGACUCCUGUUAACGUUUCGUAUUCGAUAAUUUUUCGACGAGCUAAGAAUAUUUUUUAAAUCUUCCUAGCGGCUCCUAUCUCAUAUCGAUUACAUAUCAAUAUGCAAUAAUGUGUAAUAUAAUGAUGCCUAUUUUAAUAGUUACAUAUUUAAAAAUAAUUCAUAACUUAAAGCAUAUCUUAUAUUACGAAAAUUUAGUUCUUAUUUUUAUUUGAAUUAGUUUAUAUUUUUGAUAGUACAAAUUAUAU